Dermacentor silvarum is the source of this 1222-nucleotide messenger RNA. Its product is annotated as amiloride-sensitive sodium channel subunit beta-like. Lineage: Eukaryota; Metazoa; Arthropoda; Arachnida; Ixodida; Ixodidae. Bases 1 to 663 code for a protein of 220 amino acids. The record is from RefSeq and is a predicted model, not a curated record. The transcript is spliced from 10 exons. Gene Ontology annotation, molecular function: ligand-gated sodium channel activity. Gene Ontology annotation, biological process: sodium ion transmembrane transport. Gene Ontology annotation, cellular component: membrane.
AUGGGGUUCUCGUUCUUCAGCUCGACGUUCGACUCGCACUACGGCAAUUGCUUCUGUUUCCACUGUGGCUCGAAUGAACAGAAGAAUGAAGAGUUCUACCAGUACCAGACGGCCGCAUCUCCUGAAGACGGGUUGGAGCUCGUGUUGGACGCCCAGGCGCACGAGUAUCUGCCCACCUCGAUGGAGAUGGGGUUCGUGGUCAUGGUGCACGGACACGGCUUCCGUCCCGUACUCUGCAACGACGCCGUGUUCGCGGAGCCCGGAUACGUGACCUACAUCAGCCUCACGAUGGAGAAAAGGACAGCACUUCCGGAGCCUUACCAAUAUCCGUGCCGCAGCCGUUGGCCUCACUCUUUGAGGGGCUUCAGCCUCAACAACAGCAUGUACACCAGGGAGGACUGCCUCUACGUGUGCCAACAGGACCACACGCGUCGCAUGUGCGGCUGCGAGAAUCGCGACCUGCCCACCACAUCGAACAGGAGGGGCAGCAAGGCAUACCCCAUCUGUGAAGAGUCGCGGGAGCAGUGCGUCAGGGAAGUGCAAGUCAUCAUGAACCUUGAGUCAGCAGAGAAUCUGUGCAAGUGCCACCGGUCAUGCGUAAACUUAGAUUACCACAGGGAGGUCUCACGAGCUGCAUUGCCAGAGGGCCUUGGCUCGCAUUAGGAUAUACUUCACGAGAGACACCUACCUCAAGCUCACGUCCGUGCCGAAGUACGACGGAGCUCGAGUGGUGAGCAGCUUUGGUGGCAUCAACGGCAUGUACCUGGGCGUGUCCUUCUUCGUUCUCUUUGGAAUGUUCGAGACCCUGGUGCGGGCCGUGCGGCUGCUCUGGCGGAGGCCUUCCGCCACUUCACGUCGCCGCUCGCGGGAACACCGAGGCGACCGACGAUAUCCGGACGAGAAACAUGGGGUGCAAGAGAUCUCGCUCCUCACCGGUGUGAACAAGGGAAGGACAUCUUUCGACGAUUACCAAUUCCGGCCAACCAAGCUCCGUGGGGGUCACUUCCGCUCCCGUAUUCCUUUGCCCCGCUUCCGGGACAGUCACCCCCAGCAAGAUCGAUGGGCGAACCGGGAUCACGUGACGGGGUUCCUAUCAGGAGAGCACGAGCAGCAGCAUCAUCAUGCCGCCUUCAAGUCGCUGGCCCUGCUGCCCACCCUGCUGCCUGGCAUACGCCGGCAAUACGUCGCGGAGCGUGGCCUGCAUAAUUAAGAUGCUGGAAAC